AUGCGAUCCAUUCAAAUCAUUACUCUCCUCUCGACUUUAUUCCUAAUAAUAUCCGUUUGUGGAGCUUGGCCAUGGCCACCAUCUGUGAACUUGAUUGAGGCGCCCGUAGCCCGGAGAGACGAUAGCACAACAGGCUCUGCGGCUGCUGCAAAGACGACUGCAGCUGCAGCGAAGACAACGGAUUCGGAUAAGACCACCGCCAAAGAAACCAAUUCAAAGGCCGCAAAAACGACUAAUAGUUCUCCCGAUUCAGCCUCGGCGUCUGCAUCUGCUAGCGGGAGUGACAAGGGAAGCAAAGCAUCUGCCACCAAGACGGACACCAAAUCAAAAACCAAGACCUCGAGCAAAGCCAGCAAGACUUCGUCCAUCAGCAUUGACCCUCGCGUCCCGCCCGGAGGCGUCUCGAUGAUCACGCCUGCCGCUAGUGUUGGAAACCAGUACUACAAGAUUGGUUACAAUGCCACAUUUGCAUGGAACUACACCUCGCUCUCCGUCACGCCAAAGGCAAUCAACGUGCUGGCGGCCUGCAGCGAAAAUUCAAACACCUACACACUUUCUCUAAACCAAAGCGUUGGUACUACCAACAAGAUAACCUGGGAUACAGGUGCAUCUCAGACUGUUCCUUUUGUGAUGGGGACGUAUACUCUCAUCAUCUACGACGCUGCAAAGUCGGUCUCUGCCACUCCUAGCCCCGGUUACCUGGGCACCUACGAUCAGUUCGAAUUUGGAAUGUACAUUCCUCAACCAUACACUCCAUUGAGCGAUUAUCAAUGUGCCACGUGCAAUGGCGCUCUCUCCGCCGCGCAACGUCAAGCUUUCCAGUUCAUGCUCGGCACCGUUUUAAUCACGAUUCUCUCCUUUACCUGGUUCGCAGGUGGAUUCGGCGUCUUCAAUUAA
Xylona heveae TC161 is the source of this 897-nucleotide messenger RNA. RefSeq lists its product as hypothetical. The coding region runs from base 1 to 897 and encodes 298 amino acids. The transcript has 3 exons. Lineage: Eukaryota; Fungi; Ascomycota; Xylonomycetes; Xylonales; Xylonaceae. The record is from RefSeq and is a predicted model, not a curated record.